UGUUUUUUAAAUAAAAAUCUUGUAGGAUUUAUCCGUUUCACACUUUUUUGAAGGUUUAAUUUAUGUUGGGCGCCAGUUAUCGACUGCAGGCCACGACUCGUAAAAAUGAUUUUAAGUUUCAACUGAACCUGCUUGCUUUAUUUGAUAAUGUCCUAUAUAGUACAAAAUUGCUUACUUGCUAAUACAAUUUGCUUACUUACUAAUACAAUUUGCUUACUUACUAAAUUCUUAUUUUGCUACAAUUUACAAUGAAAUUGCUUACUUGCUAAAUUGUUAUUUGUGUAAUUCAAUAUUUUAUAAUUAUUAUUAUUGUUGUUGGAACUCGCGGCGGCUUAUAUUCCGUUGCGAUUGCUUCUGCUAAAUAUUGCAUGUAAGUAAAUAUUGGCUAAUCAUCAAAUUGCAAAUGGAACAGGUAAGUAAGGUUCUUCACAUUUUGUCGCGAUCACUUUCGUUCGCACAAAAUGUGAUUUUGCUGUUUCUGCAUUUUUAUGAAGAGAGAAUAUAAGUAAGGUUCUUCACAUUUUGUCGCGAUGACUUCCGUUCGCACAAAAUGUGAUUUUGCUGUUUCUGCAUUUUUAUGAACAGAGAAUAUAAGUAAGGUUCUUCACACUUUGUCGCGAUGACUUCCGUUCGCACAAAAUGUGAUUUUGCUGUUUCUGCAUUUUUAUGAACAGAGAAUAUUGACUGUGUUAACUUGGAUGCCCUAGGUAUAAUGAAAAUGCAGGAAGAUAAAGACUUUCUUUUGCUCCAAAGAAAUAGAGGACGUCCAGGUAGUAUGUAUGGUGCCGAUACUGUACUCACAGGAAAAGAAAAACGCAAAGAGCAACGAAUGGAAGGAGAAAGAAAGCGCGUAGAAAAGCAUUUAGUUCAUACUAAUUAUGCUCUUGAAGUCUCUGAUACCGAGGAUGCUGAAAAGGAUAUUUCAGCUGGCGAAGAAAAUGCAGCAAAAGAUAUGAAUGAAGGCGAAGAUACAGACGGAAGUAACAUUAAUUUACUACCGAAAAAGGCAAAUCGAGGAAAAAUUAAUUUUAUUGAUGAUAGAAUGCUUGCAUGCAUGUACAAAUGUAACCUCUAAACAAGAGAUGCCAUGCAUUUGGUGAGUGCAGCGGUUGCUGCCUUCAUAAAUACCAUGCAAAAUGUUAAUGGAACGCCGUCAAUAAAAAUGGAAGAUUUAAUUCUUAACCGAACAACAUUACAUUCGAUGAGGAGAGAUUAUUGUCGCAGACAAGCUCAAGAGAUUAUUAAUGGAUUCAAUAUUCCCGACGUUUUUGUCCUUCACUGGGAUAGCAAGCUGCUUGCAGAAAUCCGAGGCACAGAAAAGAAAGAUAGAUUGUCUCUCGUUGUCACAGGAGAAAAUAUGGAGAAACUGCUGGGGAUACCAAAAAUUGAAAGUUCAACGGGAGAUGCAAGAGCUGCAGAAAUACAUAAUUUUUUGUGCAAGUGGAAGCUCAAUGAUUUAGUAGAAAUUGUAUCAUUUGAUACAACAGCUGCUAAUAAUGGAGCAGCGUUCUUGCUUGAAAAAAGGUUGGGCCGAAAUCUACUUUUAUUUCCCUGUCGUCACCAUGUUAGUGAGUUGCUAGUCAAAGCAGUGUUCGAACUAAAUUUUGGCAAAUCAUCAGCACCGGAAGUUCCCUUAUUCAAUCGCUUCUCUAACAGCUGGAAAAACAUUAAUUCUAAGUCAUUCAAAAGUGGAAUAUCGGAAAAUGAAGUUCGGAAAGUCUUUACAAUAGCUGAAGUGGAAAUAUUUAAGAAUUUUUGUCUAACUGCAUUAAAUAGUCACCACACUUGUGCCAAUUAUAAAGAAUUACUACAACUAUCGUUGCUCUUUGUUGGGGAAGACGUACCAAAUUUUUCACAAGUACGGUCACCUGGUGCAACAUCACACGCAAGGUUUAUGUCGAAGUGCCUAUAUUGCUACAAAAUGUUUCUGUUUCGCGAGCAAUUCGUGUUAACGACUUCAGAGAUAAAGAGUCUAAGAAGCGUUUGUAUUUUUUUAACCUGCAUCUACGUUCCAUAUUGGUUUCGUUGUGUGGAUCCAAUAGCUGCUCCACAAAAUGACCUUAAGCUCAUUCAAGAUGUGAUUGUAUAUUUCGAUAAGAAUGUAUCCAAUGCCUGGUUACAUAAAAUUAAAAAUCAUUUAUGUUAUUUGUCGGAAGAGGCGGAUGGCCUUUCAUUUUUUGAUGGUCCAAUUCAUUCACAUAGUAAGCGAAAAAUGGUGGAAGCAAUUACUAGCGAUAACCAGAAGGAAGAUGCUAUUCCAAAGAGAGUUGUUGCAACAAUGUCAGAAAUAACGCUUUACGGCAGCAAGAAUAUAAAUGAUUUUAUUUCAUCAAGAACUAAAACAUUCUUUACCCGCUUAGGAAUUGAAACAAGUUUUUUGGAAUCAGAUCCUUCAACAUGGCAAGAAAGUGAAGGCUAUAUAGCGGGAAAACGAAUUUGUCAGCUUUUGUCUGUAGUUAAUGACGCUGCAGAGAGAGCAUUGAAAUUGAUCACAGACUACAACAGAUCGCUUACUUAUAAUGAAGAAGAAGAACAGUACUUACUGCAAGUUGUUGAGCACUACAGGCAAUGGCAUCCGUCUUACACCAAAACAUCUCUCAUUAAAUAGACAAUCUAAUUCUUUAAUUAAAAUUUUAUUAAAUUAAAAAAAAUUAUAUAAAUAAA
Messenger RNA from Anastrepha ludens (Mexican fruit fly), 2664 nucleotides. RefSeq lists its product as uncharacterized. The coding region runs from base 1088 to 2608 and encodes 506 amino acids. Lineage: Eukaryota; Metazoa; Arthropoda; Insecta; Diptera; Tephritidae. The transcript has 3 exons. The record is from RefSeq and is a predicted model, not a curated record.